GCCAUCUUGUCGCGCCGAGCAGAAGAAGAAGAAGAUAUGGCUGACUACAGCAGCGUGGCUCCGCCGUCCUCUAACGCCGGUGGCGGGAUGAACGAUGCUUUUAAAGAUGCUCUGCAGCGAGCAAGACAGAUCGCGGCGAAGAUAGGUGGUGAUGGAGUUGCGGCACCUCCAACAAAUGAAUUUGGCUACGGAGGCCAGAAAAGGCCCCUGGAGGACGCUGGUGGGUAUUUUCCCAUGCCUAACCUGAAUAUCGACCAACCAGAGACAAAGAAAGUGGCUACAAAUGAUGCCUUUUCAGCAAUGGGAGGAAUGGGUGGUCCCCCAAGGUCAACAUCAGAAGAGUUCAAGGUUCCAGAUGGAAUGGUUGGAUUCAUUAUUGGAAGAGGGGGUGAGCAAAUAUCACGCCUGCAGCAGGAGUCUGGUUGUAAAAUACAGAUCGCCCCUGACAGUGGAGGGAUGCCAGACAGGUCGGUGACAUUAACAGGACCACCAGAAUCAAUCCAGACCGCAAAGAGGCUACUAACAGAGAUAGUUGAGAAGGGACGCCCAGCUCCAGCGUUCCACCACAAUGAUGGCCCGGGAAUGACUGUUCAGGAGAUUAUGGUCCCUGCCUCUAAAGCCGGACUUGUCAUUGGAAAGGGAGGAGAAACCAUCAAAAGCCUACAGGAAAGAGCGGGAGUGAAGAUGGUAAUGAUCCAAGAUGGACCCCAAAACACAGGCGCAGACAAGCCACUCCGCAUUUCAGGAGAACCCUUCAAAGUUCAGCAAGCCAAAGAGAUGGUGAUGGAGCUGAUCAGAGACCAGGGCUUCAGGGAGCAGAGGGGCGAGUAUGGUUCAAGAAUUGGAGGAGGAGAUAGCUUAGACGUUCCAGUCCCCCGGUUUGCAGUAGGAAUUGUCAUUGGCAGAAACGGAGAGAUGAUCAAGAAAAUACAGAAUGACACAGGCGUCAGGAUUCAGUUCAAACCAGAUGAUGGCAGCACACCAGACAGGAUAGCACAGAUCAUGGGUCCUCCUGACCAGGCUCAGCACGCGGCAGAAAUCAUAUCAGACCUGCUGAGGAGUGUCCAGGCUGGGGGACCACCAGGACAUGGUGGUGGCAGAGGACGUGGUCGUGGGCAGGGCAACUGGAACAUGGGGCCCCCUGGUGGCCUGCAGGAGUUUACCUUCACUGUCCCAACUAUGAAGACCGGCCUCAUCAUUGGAAAAGGUGGUGAGACAAUCAAGGGCAUCAGCCAGCAGUCUGGAGCCAGGAUCGAGCUACAGAGGAAUCCUCCACCCAACGCUGAUCCCAACAUCAAAAUGUUCACAGUCAGAGGCUCUCCUCAACAGAUCGACUACGCCAGGCAGCUGGUGGAGGAGAAAAUCGGAGGACCAGUCACUCCAAUGGGUGGCCCACAUGGCCCCCCUGGUCCACAUGGAGGUCCAGGCCCACACGGUCCUCCUGGUCCACCAGGACCCCCUGGGGCUCCCAUGGGUCCGUACAACCCUGGACCUUACAACCAGGGACCUCCAGGGCCACAUGGUCCUCCUGCGCCUUACCAGCCUCAGGGAUGGGGCAAUGGUUACCCACAUUGGCAACAGGGACAACCUGAUCCAAAUAAAGCGGCAGCCGACGCCAAUGCAGCGGCGUGGGCAGCCUACUAUGCUCAGUACAGCCAGCAGCCGCAAGCUCCCAUGACCCCAACAAGUGGAGCGCCUGGCACGACUCAAACCAAUGGCCAAGGUGACCCACAGGCUGCAGGUCAGAGUGGACAGGCAGAUUACACCAAGGCCUGGGAGGAAUAUUACAAGAAAAUGGGUCAACAGAGUCAGCAACCUCAGGACUACACGAAAGCCUGGGAGGAAUAUUACAAGAAACAAGGUCAAGCUGCCCCUCAGGCCACAGCAGCAGCAGCAGCAGCUGCCUCCCAGCCUGGAGGCCAGCCAGACUACAGCGCUGCCUGGGCGGAGUACUACCGGCAGCAGGCUGCUUACUAUGGCACAGCCAACCCUCAGACGAUGGGCGCAGCACCACAAGCCCCUCAGGGCCAGUAAUGUGAAGUGGACAUAAAGUAAAUGCUACAUUGUCGAAACAAAAUCCUUUGUUUAAUGUUUGGAUGCAGACGCCUUGAUGAAGAUCUUAAAUUUCCUUGGUUUGAAAGUGUUUCACAUAAAUGGCAGAUUUCCCGGCGAACACGUCCUCUUUUUUUUUUUUUUUCUUUUUUUCUUUCUCUUGUAAAUGCUUUGUUUUUAGUGAGGUAAUUAUACAUAUGGUCAUUCCAGCCCUGUAUCUACAUUAAAUGUGGUUAGAACUCAUGUUUAUUGAACUGUUGACAUUACCAUGUAAAUCAUCUCAGUUUUAAAAUGCUAUUGCCUGUUGUGUUUUUGCAAUAAAACAAACUGAAACCUCC
Molecule: messenger RNA, 2390 nt
Organism: Seriola aureovittata
Lineage: Eukaryota; Metazoa; Chordata; Actinopteri; Carangiformes; Carangidae
Gene: fubp1
Product: far upstream element (FUSE) binding protein 1
Exons: 20
Coding region: 37-2034 (665 amino acids)
Biological process (GO): regulation of DNA-templated transcription
Cellular component (GO): cytoplasm; nucleus
Molecular function (GO): mRNA binding
Source: RefSeq, a predicted model, not a curated record